UUGAGUAAGAGGUAGUUUUGUUUGUGUUUUGCGGCAGGCGGAAGCGGGCUGCCGGCGGGGUCCUUGCUGCUGGUAAGAGACGCGUCGCGGGGCCGGCCCUUUCUUUUGGACGAGCGGCGGAGCCUGCAGCAUGGGUAAGUGCCGUGGUCUACGUACAGCUAGAAAGUUGCGUAACCUUCGUCGUGAUCAGAAAUGGCAUGACAAGCAGUACAAGAAAGCCCACUUGGGCACCGCUUUAAAGGCCAACCCAUUUGGAGGUGCAUCCCAUGCUAAAGGAAUAGUCUUGGAAAAAGUUGGCGUUGAGGCCAAGCAGCCCAAUUCUGCUAUCAGAAAGUGUGUCCGAGUACAACUUAUUAAGAAUGGCAAGAAAAUUACAGCUUUUGUUCCAAAUGAUGGUUGCUUGAAUUUCAUAGAGGAAAACGAUGAAGUUCUGGUUGCUGGUUUUGGUCGUAAGGGGCACGCCGUUGGUGAUAUUCCUGGUGUCCGCUUCAAGGUGGUUAAAGUAGCCAAUGUAUCUUUGUUGGCCCUGUACAAAGGCAAGAAGGAGAGACCAAGAUCCUAAACCUGUCAUUAUAGUAACAAAUAUGGAAAAUAAAACAUUUUAAAGUGC
Messenger RNA from Mobula hypostoma (lesser devil ray), 610 nucleotides. It is a transcript of the gene rps23, whose product is annotated as ribosomal protein S23. Gene Ontology annotation, molecular function: structural constituent of ribosome. The coding region runs from base 131 to 562 and encodes 143 amino acids. The transcript has 4 exons. The record is from RefSeq and is a predicted model, not a curated record. Lineage: Eukaryota; Metazoa; Chordata; Chondrichthyes; Myliobatiformes; Myliobatidae. Gene Ontology annotation, biological process: translation. Gene Ontology annotation, cellular component: ribosome; cytosolic small ribosomal subunit.